AUGCUACGCGGGAAGAUUUUCAUCAUUGCCGCUGCUUCACUUCUUGCCGCCCUGAUUUUACCCGAGUUUGCAUCAGCAGAUGCGAAUCCAACACCCCCUAAGUCGCCCAGGAAUGUGCUAUUGCUUUUAGCUGACGAUGGAGGUUUUGAAAUGCGAUCAUACAGAAACAAAGUUUGUCAAUCUCCCAAUCUGGAUAUUCUGGCAAAGAAUGGAUUGAUUUUCAACAAUGCUUACACGUCAGUAAGCAGUUGUUCACCAAGCCGUGCCGCGCUGCUCACUGGACUUCCAAGCCAUACAAAUGGGAUGUACGGUCUUCACCAAGGUGUACAUCAUUUCAAUUCCUUUGACGAUGUAAAAAGCCUACCUAAAAUCUUGGGUCAAAAUAACAUUAGAACAGGAAUUAUUGGAAAGAAGCAUGUCGGACCCAGCGACGUUUAUCCGUUCGAUUUUUCACACACGGAAGAGAACCAUUCGAUUCUUCAAGUUGGGCGGAAUAUAACUAAAAUCAAGCUCCUUGUUCGGGAAUUUCUAUCUGUUAAUAAAACCAAACCCUUUUUCCUCUACGUUGCUUUUCAUGACCCACAUCGUUGUGGACACACGCAUCCUGAGUAUGGCAACUUUUGUGAAAAAUUUGGAAACGGGGAACAGGGAAUGGGCACUAUUCCUGAUUGGAAUCCUAUUUACUACCAGUGGAAACAAGUUCAGUUACCUUACUUCGUCCAAGACACCGAAGCUGCUCGUCGUGACUUAGCUGCACAGUAUACAACAAUUUCGAGACUUGAUCAAGGAGUCGGACUGGUACUGAAGGAGCUUGAGGCUGCUGGUUUUAAAGAUGAUACUCUUGUUAUUUAUACCUCUGAUAAUGGUAUUCCCUUUCCUAGUGGCCGGACUAAUCUGUAUGAUCCAGGCAUGGCAGAGCCGAUGAUGAUAUCGUCCCCAUAUCACAAGGAACGUAGAAAUCAAGUAACUUAUAGUAUGACCUCACUACUUGACAUCGUACCAACUGUACUGGACUGGUUCAAUAUUUCUGACUCAACACAAUUUGAAGACAACAAUGUAUCAUCUCGAAUCCCACGAACUGGAAAAUCUCUUCUUCCUUUACUCAGCCAAGAACCUGUCGAAAAAGAUACAGCUGUCUUUGCAAGUCAUACGCAUCACGAAAUCACCAUGUACUAUCCAAUGCGAGCAAUCAGAACAAAGCGACAUAAGCUUAUCCAUAAUCUUAAUUACAAGAUGCCGUUCCCAAUUGAUCAAGAUUUUUAUAUAUCGCCAUCGUUUCAGGAUCUUCUGAACAGAACGCGCAAUAAGCAACCAGUACCCUGGUAUAAGUCUUUGAAGUCAUACUAUAACAGACCAGAGUGGGAGUUAUAUGACCUGAAAUAUGACCCUGAGGAACUCACCAAUAUUGCGUUCAAACCAUCUGCGAAGGAUAUAUUUACAAAGUUACAAGCCAGAUUAUUUAACUGGCAACAAGCCACCCAUGAUCCCUGGUUAUGUGCUCCAAACGGAGUACUCGAAGAUACAGGUGCUUACAAAAAUAAUCCGCAGUGCAUGCCACUGGAUAACUUCGACCAAUGAUUGAUCAAGAGUCUCAUAUAAAGAUAAGUAUAACGUAAUGGGUUUUGUAAUUUUUACAUCGUUUUUUCAAGACUUUAUCAGUAACAAUUAGACAUUGCGUUGGUUUAGGA
Diprion similis is the source of this 1688-nucleotide messenger RNA. It is a transcript of the gene Sgsh, whose product is annotated as N-sulphoglucosamine sulphohydrolase. Bases 1 to 1578 code for a protein of 525 amino acids. The transcript has 10 exons. The record is from RefSeq and is a predicted model, not a curated record. NCBI's taxonomy places the organism in Eukaryota, Metazoa, Arthropoda, Insecta, Hymenoptera, Diprionidae. Gene Ontology annotation, biological process: glycosaminoglycan catabolic process; heparan sulfate proteoglycan catabolic process. Gene Ontology annotation, molecular function: N-sulfoglucosamine sulfohydrolase activity.